This is a messenger RNA of Plasmodium relictum, 672 nucleotides long. RefSeq names its product 60S ribosomal protein L7ae/L30e, putative. Bases 1 to 672 code for a protein of 223 amino acids. The transcript has a single exon. The record is from RefSeq and is a predicted model, not a curated record. NCBI's taxonomy places the organism in Eukaryota, Apicomplexa, Aconoidasida, Haemosporida, Plasmodiidae.
AUGGAAACAACAAAGAUAAUUUCUGAUACAAAUACAAAUAUUAUAACAAAAAAUGAAGAAAAAAAUAAAGCUGUAAAUAAGGGAAAUAAUGAUGAUAAUGAUAAAAAAAAAAAUUAUGAUAAAGUAAUUGAAGAAAUAAAAAUAGAAAAUAAAAAUUGUUAUAUAUCAAAAAUAAGCGAACCAUUAUUGAAAAAAAAGUAUUAUAAAAAUUUUUUAAAAGUACUAGAUUAUGCAUAUUAUGCUAAAGUAGGUGCAUCUCAUGUGAUAAAAACAAAUACAAACUUACAAGAAGAAAGAAAAAAAAUAUUAAAAACAAAAUUUAUAGUUAUUGGAUUAAAUCAAGUAAUAAAAGCUAUAAGAAAAGGAUUUCAAGGUAUAGUUAUUUUAGCAGUAGAUAUAUUUCCUAUUAAUAUAAUAUGCCAUCUACCUGCAUUUUGUGAAGAAUCAAAUAUUCCUUAUACUUUUGUUACAACAAAAAAUAAAUUAGCUCAUCUAUGUAAAUUAAAAAGGUCAAUUACCUGUUUAUUUAUUUUCAAACCAAAUGACGAAAUUUCCAAAUUUGAGGAAACGAUAAAUGAGUAUAACCAUAAACAAAAAAUUGUUAAUUAUAAAAAGUUAUACGAUAAAUUAUUAAAAGGAGUUAAAAAAAAUCAUCCUUUUUUUCAGUCAUAA